Molecule: messenger RNA, 1038 nt
Organism: Alternaria alternata
Lineage: Eukaryota; Fungi; Ascomycota; Dothideomycetes; Pleosporales; Pleosporaceae
Exons: 1
Coding region: 91-816 (241 amino acids)
Source: RefSeq, a predicted model, not a curated record
AAGCACCUUUUGUCUAUAAAGAUCUUCGGCUACCUAGAUCCUCCACAACCAGUCAUUUCGAUAUUUCAACCAAUAGCGCGCCAUAUCAAUAUGCUCAACCGUCAGAUUAGCAGGGACAAAAGAGGGAAGAUCGUAGUGCGCCUAGGCGGUCUAAAUGACAUCAGGCUCGGCUCUCCUGCACACCCACCUACCUUUACGCCACCUGUUGUCACCCCAUCUGAAAAGCUCGAACCGAGUAUUGCGGACUACACAUUCGAACAGUACAAAGCCGCCAACCUCAACAUCGACCAGCAACACGAUAUCAUCGGCAAGCUCCGCAAUGAGCUUCCUAUCAUCGACCGCGACGAAGUCGACGAUACGCUCCUGCGUUCGAUGGCACAGCAGUUCGAGCUCGCAAUUUUCCCAACAUGCAAGAUGAUGCAUGUCGGCCCCCUAGCCGUGAAGCGCAUGUUCGACAACCAGUUCCGCAUGGCGUAUGGACCAGAGGUAGAGGCGGAGGUGUUAGCAAAGCUAGGCUUGUGUCGCUUAGAAGACAUCGAGAAAGCUGUUACUGCAGUGAAAACAGGCAUGGUUACUAAAGAAGACAUCGCGCACAGUGCGACCAAUGUGGAAGAAAGCUCAAUAAGACAGGAGAGAGACAUGGUUGCCCCUCCUCCACCGAAGAAGAAAGCGAGGAUGGCACCGCCCAACAACACACAGAAGGAUCUCAAGGCUCACAUUGCAAGGAGAAGGCGUGCGCAUCGUGGGUGUAAGAUCUUGACGCUGCGCUCGGUAGUUGUGUCGCAGAAGUGGGAGGUCUUGAGUAUUGGCUCGUAGCUGGCCCACACGGGCAGUAGUGAAGGUAGUGACACCUUGACCAAAGGCUGGGUACUGGAAUGAUGAUUUGUUUUUGAGCUGGCGCGCGUCGUGGACGGGCUGGACAAGGGGUGAUACGCAAAUGCUGCACAUAGAGCAAUACGACGAGCGAGUAUUGCAUCAUCACAAGCACUCUUAAAAUCCGGUGGGACACUUUUAUGCAGUGAAAUGUCCGAACGAUGG